This is a messenger RNA of Linum tenue, 387 nucleotides long. The record is from the annotation of a GenBank genome assembly. NCBI's taxonomy places the organism in Eukaryota, Viridiplantae, Streptophyta, Magnoliopsida, Malpighiales, Linaceae.
CAGAGGAGGAGGACGGAGGACGACGAGGACGAGCUGAAAUGGGCGGCAAUUGAGCACCUCCCCACCUUCGACAGGCUGCGGAAGGGGGUUCUGAAGCAUGUAGCCGACGGCGGUGCAGGGGAAGUUGAGCUGCAGAAAAUUGACAUGGGGAAGCUCGGCGGAACAGAGAGGAAGCUGCUGAUUGAAAGCCUUCUGAAAGUCGCGGAAGAGGACAACGAGAAGCUGCUGCGUCGGAUCCGGCACAGGACCGAUGCCGUCGGGAUUAAGAUUCCAACGGUGGAGAUUCGGUUUGAGGGUCUCUCUGUUGAAGGCGAUGGGUAUGUCGGAACCAGCGCUCUUCCCACUAUGCUCAAUUUCGUGGUGAACACUGUUCAGGUAUGUGCUUAA